Molecule: messenger RNA, 7255 nt
Organism: Scleropages formosus (Asian bonytongue)
Lineage: Eukaryota; Metazoa; Chordata; Actinopteri; Osteoglossiformes; Osteoglossidae
Product: potassium voltage-gated channel subfamily H member 4-like
Exons: 16
Coding region: 407-4111 (1234 amino acids)
Biological process (GO): regulation of membrane potential; potassium ion transmembrane transport
Cellular component (GO): plasma membrane
Molecular function (GO): voltage-gated potassium channel activity
Source: RefSeq, a predicted model, not a curated record
GUGCGCGAGCGCCUUGAGCAUCAGCGGAGGAGGAGCGGCGGAGCGCCGGGAGCCGAGAGGGCGGGAGAGUGCAAGGCAGAGAGAGGCGGCUGCAGGAGACUCUCGCUCGCCGCUCCUCGUGUCUCCGACUGGAAGCAGAGGCGAGAGGCUCUGCUGAGAGCCCGAGCCCUGCCUGGUGGCGCUUCCUGGCCGACGCUCAUCUCUGCUCCGUUGCGCAGGACCGCAGAUCCCGAGCGGGAACCCGGCGUGACCUCAGGCGAGCGGCCAGGUGACCGGGGACCGUCACCUGAACAUGGGCUGGAGGCGCGCGGGGGCCUCCUGCUGCGGGACAGGGAGAGCGUCCCGUCCCCGGAGCGUCCCGCCUGCGAUUUCCGUCGGGGCAAAGUGACGGCCGCAUCCUCUGAAGAUGCCGGUGAUGAAGGGGCUGCUGGCCCCCCAGAACACCUUUCUGGACACCAUCGCCAACCGCUUCGAUGGCACUCACAGCAACUUCCUGCUGGGCAACGCGCAGGGGCAUCGCGGCUUUCCCAUCGUCUACUGCUCAGACGGCUUCUGCGAGCUCACGGGCUUCGCUCGCACCGAGGUCAUGCAGAAGAACUGCAGCUGCCGCUUCCUGUACGGGCCGGAGACCAGCGAGCAGGUGACCGUGCAGAUGGAAAAGGCCCUCGAGGGGCGCCGGGAGUACCAGGCCGAGGUGCAGUUCUACAAGAAGAAUGCAAACCCUUUCUGGUGCUUGUUGGACAUUGUGCCCAUCAAGAACGAGAAGGGUGAGGUGGUGCUCUUCCUCCUGUCCUUCAAGGACGUCAGCGAAACACAUGGCAAGAACCACCACGGCACCUGCAAGGAAGAUGGCGGACGACUGGGUGGAAAGAGCAGAAGCUCUCAGUUCAGAGAGGCGCGACGGCGGGGGCGGACUGUGUUGUACCACCUGACCAACCACUUCUCCAGGAGGAGCAAAGGGGAGGUGAAACUGGACAGGGGUGUAUUUGAGAAACCCUCUUUGCCGGAGUACAAGGUGGCAGCCGUCCAAACGUCCCGCUUCAUCCUGCUGCACUACAGCAUCUCCAAAGCCCUGUGGGAUUGGAUGAUCCUGCUGGCAACCUUCUACGUGGCCGUGACCGUGCCCUACAAUGUGUGCUUUACGGCCUACGAUGAGAGCGACGCUGCUGCCCGCAGCACAAUUGUUAGCGAUGUCGCCGUGGAGAUGCUCUUCAUCUUGGACAUUGUGAUAAACUUCCGGACGACCUACGUGAGUCAGUCUGGUCAGGUUGUGUACGACCCUCGCUCCAUCUGCAUCCAUUAUGCUGCCACCUGGUUUGUGGUGGACCUUAUCGCCGCACUACCCUUUGAUCUGCUGUAUGCCUUCAAUGUUACUGUGACCUCCCUGGUACACCUGCUGAAGACGGUGCGUCUGCUGCGGCUGCUGCGGCUGCUGCAGAAGCUGGAGCGCUACUCGCAGUACAGCGCCGUGGUGCUCACCCUGCUCAUGUCCAUGUUCGCUCUGCUCGCCCACUGGAUGGCUUGCGUGUGGUACGUCAUCGGCCGCAAGGAGAUGGAGAGCAACGACCCGGUCACUUGGGAUAUUGGCUGGCUUCAUGAACUGGGGAAGCGACUGGACACUCCCUACACCAACAGCACCCAGGGGGGGCCAUCGAUGCGCAGCGCCUACAUCGCCUCCCUCUACUUCACCCUCAGCAGCCUGACCAGCGUGGGCUUCGGUAAUGUGUGCGCCAACACAGACGCCGAGAAGAUCUUCUCCGUCUGCACCAUGCUCAUUGGGGCGCUGAUGCACGCCGUGGUCUUCGGCAACGUGACGGCCAUCAUCCAGCGCAUGUACUCGCGCCGCUCGCUCUACCACACGCGCAUGAAGGACCUGAAGGACUUCAUCCGCGUCCACCGACUGCCGCGGCAGCUCAAGCAGAGGAUGCUGGAGUACUUUCAGACCACCUGGUCCGUAAGCAACGGCAUCGAUGCCAACGAGCUCCUGCGCGACUUCCCCGACGAGCUGCGCGCCGACAUCGCCAUGAACCUCAACAAGGACAUCCUGCAGCUGCCCGUGUUUGAGUGCGCCAGCAGGGGGUGCCUGCGCUCCCUCUCGCUGCACAUCAAGACCUCGUUCUGCGCCCCGGGGGAGUACCUCAUCCGCCAGGGCGACGCUCUGCAGGCCAACUACUUCGUGUGCUCCGGCUCCCUGGAGGUCCUCAAGGACGGCAUGGUGCUGGCCAUCCUGGGCAAGGGGGAUCUGAUCGGGGCCGACCUGCCGGCGGAGGAGCAGGUGAUCAAGACCAACGCGGACGUGAAGGCGCUGACCUACUGCGACCUGCAGCACAUCAGCGUGAGGGCGCUGCGAGAGGUGCUGCAGCUGUACCCCGAGUACGCGAGCCGCUUCACGGCCGACAUCCACCGCAACCUCACCUACAACCUGCGGGAGGGCAGUGAGGCCGAGGGUCUGACCAGGUUCUCACGGUCACCCAGGCUCUUGCAUAACCCUACUGACUACAGCACCCACCAAAACCACAAGCCGGCCUUUGCGAGAGAGCAGGAUGGGGAUCCGGAGGAAUCGUUGCAUCCGUCCCCCUGCAGCCGACAACGCAGCCGGCUCACCUUGCCUGGGUUGAGCAGCCCUGUCCGUCACGGGUCUCUCAGCCAUCUCCUGGGCAGUGAGCUUCGCAACCUCGGUGCUCUGCGUCGCAGCCCCUCCCCUGCCCGUGGCUUCCGCUGUCGCAGUCCUUCCCCCUUGCCUGCCCCCAAGCUGGAGGCUGGAACGAGCCACAAGCCUGCCAAGGUGCUCAUCCCCUCUCUCAACUGCUUUGGUCCUCCAGACCUCAGUCCCAGGGUGGUGGAUGGGAUCGAAGAUGACGGGCAGACGUUUCACUUCAAUGUGGAGGAGAGCACUGCCAAAGCCAGCUCUGACAGCCUGACCAAAGAGGAAAGCCAGGCCAAUGCCAGUCUUCUUUUAGAGACCGAGGAGGUGAGACAGAGCAUCAGCCAGCUCAAAACAGAGAUGAGUCUCUUGAGCAAGGAAGUCUCCGAGGUAUCGGAGGAGCUUCACCAUAUGAUGCAUUUCCUGAAGGCCCGGGUAGCCGUGCAGCACUAUACAUCCGCCCUCUCAGCCCACCCCUGCGGCGUUCAUGUCAUCUGCAGCUGUAGCACAGCAAUGCGCCCACAGGCUCACCACGAUCUCUCGGGGCAGUCCGCCGGAGGUGGGGGAGGGUGGGGUGGAAAUUCUUCACGAGGCUGGGUGACCACUGUAGGUCAGCCAGUGGAUGGGGACCCCCCGCAGCAGCCGCUCAGUCCCAGGUCCUCCUGUUUCCGAGGGCCAUGGCGCAUGGACCAGCGCAAAGCUAACCAGCUGGGAAUGGAGGCACAGCAGAGCUCCUGCCCAACUUUCCGGAGCACCCCAAACUCCCCUUUUACUGCUCCUCACCAGCCCCACACUGACUUCUCCAUGCUCACCGUGAACCAUGGCUCCCCGGGGAUUGCUCCACCUCCUCAGACUGGGAAUGGAGAGCAUAAUACAACCCAAAAUUGUUCCCAACCGCCAUGCUCAAGUGCCAGCAUGGGUCCAUCCUUCCCAAAUUUGAAUCAGCAUGCAGCUCCAAGUUCAGAAUGCACCCGCUCCCAGUGCAAUUCUCCAGCAUCCUACUGGCCACUGCUAGUGGACCCUGGCGGUCAUGCUCCUUUCCACACAUCCCACAACUCUCUGUCACAUUUAAGCUCUUACCCCUCAGGUUCCCCGCAACAUAAUUUCCCCUGCCUAGCCAUCAAGCCCAUGCAAAAUGACCCUGUCGACCCCAGUAACACCACAAUCCCGGACACUGGCAAUCUUUUGGACACUGGCACUCUUGGCCCCUCACUGCCGACACCCACCCUCCUCCCCGGACACGCGUCCGGCACCUCUCAAGAUUCCGGUUCCAGGAGGAAGGACCCCUGCGACGCUGGACAGUCUCUGGAGGACUGGUUUGGAGUGGAGAAUGCUCUCCACCAGCCUCUUCAAGGUGGAUCAGAACCAGAGGGGCACAAUAACAGUGCCCUGGGUUCCAGGAGGUCCAGCACGGGAACUCAGACAGUUGAAAUGGAGUCUUUGUGGGAUCUUGAGUUAAUUGACUAACUGGAAUACGAUGUGACUCCUUGCUAACAGUGGAACGGCAAUGAAGACAAGGAGUCAACGUGAAUGGACAGGCAGAACCAUGGUCCCAGAACCGAGUUCCUACAGGGAUUAUCUGCAUAUCCCUUUAUUUACCUUGCCUUUUAAUCUCCCUUCGGACACUGGAGAAUCGCGGGAUUGUAGUUUUUUCAUUCCAAAGCACAAAUUUUUCAUAUCAUCACUGGAGAUUGGUAUUUUAUGCGUAAUCAUUCUUUUGAAUUACUGCAGCUAUCAACCAGAGGGAGGUCUGAUUAGCGAAAUAGUACAAGCGGAAAAGUCACACAUAUAUUCUGCAUGUUAACAUUUUUGAGGCAUUAAUGAGGAUAAUUCGCUUGACUUCUUGCAACCUUUUUAUUGUGCCGCCCCCCCCAACGAAUAACUCAGAAAGUCACAACUCAGCUGGUCUCAUUAAAGGCCUUAACAUAAAUGUCACCAGCUAAUUAAAACUUAUUGUGGUUUUCACACGAGGAGCUGAGAGUUGGAGGCUCAGGUUACCCGCAAAGCUAUACACUACAUCCUACUGGAUGUAUACAGUACGUUCUUACCUUGAUUUCUUUUAGCUGUAUUUUCGGGGACGAAGGAGUUGAGCUGAUUCUUGUUAUGGUUUCAGGGUCUUCGUUUAGUAAUCUUCUUCUUAUGCCUUCCGCUCCUCCUAAGGCACAGGCCGCCAGCAAGGGUUCUCCAGGCGUCCCAAAGAGUUGAGAUGUCACGAAGUUUCCUUGUUGGCGUUUCUGUAGCUGGCAAGGUUUUUUACGGUGUGGGGUAGCUAGCCCCACGCCCAACCCUCCUCCUUUCUCAGCCGGGCUUGGGACCGUCCAAGACGGAGUUCGUUUAUGAAUAGAUUCAAGUAAUAUUGAAAGUUAUAUCUCUGAAGGAUGUUUUACACUGGUACUGUGACUGUAAUUUUACAGCACAAAUUCAAACAUUUUAACUGAGGAAUGGAUUAUCCCAGAGGCGCAUACUAAUGUUUCAUCUUUCAGAUCCGGAGCAAUGUUGAAAAUCUGUUUCCUAAACUAACCAGCCAAAUGACAGCAAAAUCUGAAAUAAUGAGGAUAUGUCAUGUGCACUCCACUCGCCAUCCUGGGUAAAUGGUGUAACGAAUUGAAGAAGCCAGAGCGAAGUGUUAAAUAUCUGGCCUUUUACCUCGGCUGUCUCGUUGCUGGUGAGGCCCCUCCUCUGUCUGACAGGCUACAUUACACGCAUGGGUAGCCUUGGACGUUCUGUUCCCUAAUGUCAUUUCCGACGAGAAGGAAUAUGAAGUCUAACGCAACGCACUCCGACAGAACCCAGAAGCAUCAAGUACUACAACAUGUACACCUUUAUCGCUGACAUCCUCAGAUUUAUACAUUUAUAUCUAUCUGUGUUUUUGAAGUAGCGGGAUGAACACGGGAUGUUAGCCGAUACGUGGUUAAGGGGUCAGCUGAGGAAUACUAGCGUGGGGAACUUGGUUUAUUCGUCCCUGCCGGAGUAUUGCGAGGCCCGGUUCAACAGUUGCGGUUCUUUCGGGUCGAUAGGAGAGUGUGCUGUUCGGCCGAGCGAGAUUAUGAGCAGGAGACGGUGAACGAGGCCUUUUCCGUGGGCUUCGUUUAAAUGACAAUCUUCUGUGGAUCGCUCAGUCGUCUUUCCCGGUUGACAACAGCAGAACAGCUACUUAUCUGUAUAUUUGAGAUCAUUAUUGACCUUCGUGUCCAAUAGCUGCUCAAAGAGUGUCGUGAGUUCCACGGCUUCCGGUUCCAGCCGCUCCAAGGCGGUUAAAGUUCUUUGUGGCAUGGGGGCCUUGUUGAACAUUUCCCGUGAAAGGACUACAUUUUUCUACAUUAUCCAUCUGAAAUACUGCACGCCCUGGUUAACAGCCUCCCGUCUCAGAGUCGUGUUGAAAUGUCCGUGCUGCAGUGGCAAUGCAAGGUUCCGGUUGCGUGGGUUUCGGUGACCAUGGCAACCAGCUGCAGCUGGCCAAGAUGCUGAAAGCAAGAAGUUACUUGUUUAAUGGAUAUUUUUAAACACCAAUAUCAUUAUCGUACGGUAGAUAUUUUGGUCUGAGGUUCGAAUGAGAACACCAACUUACUGGCAACUAGAAAAUAGGCGAAACUUAGAAAGCUCGUGUCUGAAAACAGGUACCAAACUGUACAAAACUCAAAGGCUGUAAGUGGGAAUACGACAGGGUCCGAUAAAAGCAGUAACAGGAUUUGUGGUUUGUUAGAUAUCAGUUUUUGGCAGAUAACAGUGGUUCACAUGCAGACUUGUACUUUGAGUUUUUGUUUUUUCACUCUCUGAGCACCGUAGUUUGCAGCCGUUCACGCGAUGUCAGGAACAUGCAGGUUCUGUGCGGGUCACCGGCACAAAUGUGCCGAUAUAAUGUAAAUCACGUCUUGAAAAACUUUAAAACCUUAAAAAUCGCUCUCCUUUUGACAAGGAAAAGAAUUAAUCUCCAGACUGCCCGACGGCCAGAAGGGAUCCACCCGACAGGCUAAUUACCAACGUCUGUCAGCCACCAGUCUCCAUCCUGGCUGUCUCAUCCUGUUGGGAUUUACCAUGGCAACCAGACUGUAAAGGCAUAAAAACACACUGUGUGUUAUUCCUUCCUGUGAUUGUUCAGAUUAUUGUUUUAGUCGGAAUGGCAUUUUUGAAACAGGCUGACUGCUGAACAGUCAGUUAGAGAGGUAAAACAUAAUACUGUACUGCACUGUUUUCAGAAAGUGGCUUGAAACCCUGAUUGUGACGGAAACUGUGCUGCAUUUGCACCAACCGGUGUUUGGAAAGACGUUAAACGUACUUUUCUUUUCCAAAAUAUCCCUCAGAAAAGAGGAACUGAGAAGAAUAUCUAUUUUAGAGCUGCUAUGUUUUUAUUGUCCUGAGUCCCUGGUCAUUUCGGACACAUUUUGUACCUCAUUUAUUUUCUGUUUUAUUUGUGAAAAAGGAAGGGCGAGAUGCUGGGCAGAUUCAGAAAAGCUUCACAUAUAUCUGCAUGACAAAGAAGUCAUUCAAUGUUCCUUUGUUCUAUUCUGACAUGCUUGAGCACGAUGUGACGAUUCUGUCGACGGUGAUGUGCAUUUCCGCAUUAAAUAUUUAUCUUUGUUAUUAAAAUGUUUUUUUUUUUUUCCACCAUAA